Trichogramma pretiosum is the source of this 670-nucleotide messenger RNA. It is a transcript of the gene HINT1, whose product is annotated as histidine triad nucleotide-binding protein 1. Gene Ontology annotation, biological process: purine ribonucleotide catabolic process. The record is from RefSeq and is a predicted model, not a curated record. The transcript is spliced from 2 exons. NCBI's taxonomy places the organism in Eukaryota, Metazoa, Arthropoda, Insecta, Hymenoptera, Trichogrammatidae. Gene Ontology annotation, cellular component: nucleus; cytoplasm. Bases 120 to 602 code for a protein of 160 amino acids. Gene Ontology annotation, molecular function: hydrolase activity.
ACAGAAUUGCAGUGCAGCAAUUUUAAAUCUCUCGAAAGUUCUACCUUUAUCUACUAAUACAACAAUGUAAUCUUUACAAUUAUCUUCAUUUUUUAAAAAGUAAAUACUUGAUCGUAACGAUGAAAUUAAUCACGAAUGCAUUUGGAUUGUCAAAACACUUGAUAAGAUAUUCGAAGCCUGGGCCUCUGCUAGGAACAAUUUCAAACGUGCAAAAAAUGGCGACCGAAGUAGAAAAGGCUCAAACUGCUACGCCGGGCGGCGAUACAAUUUUUGGAAAAAUACUGCGCAAAGAGAUUCCAUGUAAAUUUAUUUACGAAGAUGAUCAAUGUGUAGCUUUCCACGAUGUCAGUCCACAAGCUCCAGUGCAUUUCCUAGUCAUUCCUCGAAAACCUAUUUCGCAACUAUCUCAAGUUGAAGAUGAGGAUGAACCAAUAUUGGGACACCUUAUGAAUGUUGCAAGAAAAGUUGCUAAGGAGCAAGGAUUGGAUGAAGGAUUCCGUUUAGUCAUUAAUAAUGGUAAACAUGGAGCACAAUCUGUAUAUCAUUUGCACUUACAUGUUAUUGGGGGAAAACAACUGGGUUGGCCACCUUAUGCUAAUUGAACUAGUAGGUUGUAAUAAAAUUGUUGGGGACUCAAUGAUAUUAUUUUAUAUUGAAUAGUGUCAAUAAA